Messenger RNA from Raphanus sativus (radish), 783 nucleotides. Its product is annotated as PAMP-induced secreted peptide 2-like. NCBI's taxonomy places the organism in Eukaryota, Viridiplantae, Streptophyta, Magnoliopsida, Brassicales, Brassicaceae. Bases 161 to 418 code for a protein of 85 amino acids. The transcript has a single exon. Gene Ontology annotation, biological process: regulation of developmental process; innate immune response. The record is from RefSeq and is a predicted model, not a curated record.
GUUUUGAAUUCAAUACAUGGUCAAGGAUAAGUGAUUAACAAUUCAUACUUUGCAUCUCCUUGAACACUACUAUAUAACUAACUAUCUACUACACCCACAAACCACUCACCGCAAAUCUCAUUGUCUGAUCAAAAAGUGAAAGAAAGCUAAUUAAACUACGAUGACGACCAAAAGCGUUGUGGGUUCGAUUCUGUUCUUCAUGUUGAUCGGUUCCGUUUUUGUUGAGACUCGUCCGCUUGGUCUAACAAUGACUGACGAGAAAAAGCUCGUGGCUGGUUUCUUCGAUGGCUUAUCACUUGGUUCGAUCAAAGGCUCAGGUCCGAGUCCAGGAGGCAAGGGUCAUAAUUUCAUAAACCGGAGCGACACUUCUCGAUUUGAUAAGCACUCCGGUCCAAGCCCAAGCGGACCCGGCCACUAAUCUCAAACAGGGCCAAUUGUAAAUGGACAUCCCCGUGUCUAGGUCCAAAAAAUUAUUUCAUUAUUUUGUUAACAAAACUUUAUGUUACACAGGAAGAAGAGUGGGGAAAAAAUCAAGAAUUAAACGUCUCCUUCCCUUUUCCUAUCAAUAGGAUAAUUGUUUCUUAGUUAUUCGAUUCAUUUCGUUCAAAAAACAGAAGUUAUUUGAUCCAUAAUUGUACAAUGUGAUAGUUACUUCUGUUUUGGUUAAAUAUGAUUUGUAUGUAAUAAUAAAACAUUAAUGUACACACAAAGUGAAUGUGAUUAUUCUCUCCAAAUUGUAACGCAAACAUACUUCAAAUCCAAAGUAAUCCAAAGAACGAUUUU